GGGAUGUGAGACAGAACCACAAGGACUACAAUCAGGUUCUCCUCGAUGUCAGGAGGUCAAUGAAAAGGUUCCCUAAAGGUAUGCCCGCCUCAGAGAGGUCUGUGCUUCAGGAGCAGUUGAUCGACAUCAUCCUGGAGGUGUUAAAACGCAACCCUCAGCUCCAUUACUACCAGGGCUACCAUGACGUGGCCGUCACUCUGCUGCUAGUGGUUGGAGAGCGCAUGGCCAUUGCUAUGUUGGACACACUCUCCAAUUAUCACCUAAGAGAUUUUAUGGACCCGACCAUGGACAGCACUAAGCACAUCUUAAACUACCUGAUGCCCAUAUUAGAACAAGUUGAUGUAGAGCUGCAUGACUUCUUGAUCAGGUAUGUACAGAAUAUAAACAAUUUUAAAUUAACUUUUGCAAGUGAUGCAAUUGCAUUUUUGUAUUAAAAGUUCCAUAAAUGUAAAGUUGUGUUAAACUGA
This is a messenger RNA of Cynoglossus semilaevis (tongue sole), 467 nucleotides long. RefSeq names its product TBC1 domain family member 20-like. The transcript has 3 exons. Gene Ontology annotation, biological process: positive regulation of GTPase activity; endoplasmic reticulum to Golgi vesicle-mediated transport. Bases 60 to 434 code for a protein of 124 amino acids. Gene Ontology annotation, molecular function: GTPase activator activity. The record is from RefSeq and is a predicted model, not a curated record. Gene Ontology annotation, cellular component: endoplasmic reticulum membrane. NCBI's taxonomy places the organism in Eukaryota, Metazoa, Chordata, Actinopteri, Pleuronectiformes, Cynoglossidae.